AUGCUUCACGAAUUACUAUUAGCAUUAUCAGGGUACUCUGGUGAUUUGUUUGUUCAAUAUCCAUCAGGUUCUGAACAACCAGAAACUUUCAAAAUUCCACCAGACUUUCCUUUUCUACAUGAUGCUGAGAGAUCUUCAUUGGAAAGACUUGCCGAAUUAGGGUUUUAUUAUCAUAAAAUCUUAGAUUUCUUGGAUCAACAAAGGAACAAAUGUCUCGUCAUGUCCAAUGACAACAGUAACAAUAGCAACAAUAAUUCAAAAGGAUUAUUUAUACAGGCUUUAUGUAACUCUAUAAAUGAUAUAUUAAAAGAUUUUCAAAAAAUUAUAAUUGAAUCGGAAAUGGGAAUUUUAAACAAAGAGGCUAACAUGUGUGGAAUUGUUCCAAUUUCUCAAAUAGUAUCGGCAUUUGGUGAUUAUUUUAUAAUUUUACCAAAUUUAUAUCAGCUGGUUAAUGAGUUAAAAGAAGACUCAGACAAUAAUAAAUAUUUUGGUUGUCGAAUAUUAAAUUUAAUGAAAGAAAAAUGUAAUAGUGGAAUCCCUGAAUUGAGAUCAAUUAUGCUGAUAUUGUUACAAACCUGUCAUAAGGUUAUGUAUCAGCAUAUCACAUCUUGGAUUGUUUACGGACAUUUGCAAGAUCCUUAUGGUGAAUUUUUUGUCAAAGAUUUAACCACUAAAUCUCACAAAAAAAUAGACAACAAUGACAAAGAUAACAACAAUCAUCAAUUCAUUCAAUCAAGUUGGCAUCGAAGAUUUGUUCUUGAUGAGUCAUUUAUUCCGAAUCACAUUUCAAUUGAUAUUGCUAAAUCAAUAUUAUUUGUAGGGAAAGCAAUUGCAACGGUAAAAAAUUCUGGUAAAUCAUCAUCACUGUCAUCAUCGUCAUACAAUUCAAAUAGUGCUUUACCACAAGAAAUUAGGUCAUUGCAUCUGAACUAUUUGUUGGAACUUUCGUCACAACCUAUAUUUCAUAAAAGUGAAUUUGAAAGCACGAUCUUGACAAUUCGUCACAAUGUUGCAAAAUGGUUAUGGCAAGUUGUUUUAACAGGUGAAAAGGUUAUAGAUUGUCUUGAAACAUUUAGAAAUUAUUUUUUACUUGGUAAAGGAAAUUUUGCUUUAUCGUUGGUUGAACAACUUGAAUACAAUAUUGAUUGGCCAUUAGAUUUAUUUGUUACAUCAGAAGAUUUGAGCAAGUAUGGUGACAUCUUUUCAUUCUUAAUAUCAAUAAGACGGACCCAGUUAAAACUUCAACGAGCAUGGAUUCAUCUUUCAUUUAAUGAAAAAUAUUUUAAAGAAGAAGAUGCUAAUACAAAACAAGGUGACAACAAAAAAUAUAUAAAAAAAAAUCAUAACGAUAAUAAUAAACUGUUACCGUGGAAAAUUCGUUCUAUGAUGAUGUUUUUUGUUGAUUGUUUAUGGGAACAUAUGCAGAUGGAUAUUAUAGAUUCAAAUUUUUACAAAUUAGUUCAACGUAUAACGAUUUCAUCUGCUCACCAUCAACAACAUAAUAAUAAUAGCACAAACACAAAUGCAAAUACAUCAAAAAAACCAGUAGCAGAUAAUAUGAAUAAAAACUAUUCUGAAAUGGAAGAAACACUUCGAGAUUUUGAAGAUAUUCGUUUGGGACAUGCUUCAUAUCUUAAUAAUUUAUUACGUGGAUGUUUACUAGAAUUUAAAGUAUGUUCAGAAACUAUAAAAUCGUCAUUAAAGAUUUGUGAACAAUUUUGUACAAUAUUAGAAAGAUGGAAUGUUGUUAAUAAUUCCGAUAUUAAAGAUGAUAAUAAUAAUAAAAUUGAAAUGAUUAUAAAAUUAGAAAAUGACUUCCGUGAACAAAUAUCAUUUUUGUUUCGAACUUUAUCUGAAGUUAAUAAAACUGGCGAGGGAUUUGAUGGUCCACCAAGACAUCUUGAUCAAUUUUUAUUACGUUUAGAUUUUAGUAAAUGGUUUUCUGCAUGGUAG
Entrophospora candida is the source of this 1953-nucleotide messenger RNA. Lineage: Eukaryota; Fungi; Glomeromycota; Glomeromycetes; Entrophosporales; Entrophosporaceae. The record is from the annotation of a GenBank genome assembly.